GGGAGGGCCCGCCCCGCGCCCGGCCCGCCCCCACGCUCCGGGCGCUCCCGCAGUCGCGCCCCAAGGUCGGUCAGUGCCGCGGCGGGGCCGGCGCCGGCGGCACGGCUGGAGGGAUUCCAUACGUGGCAAGGAGCCUGCAGGGAGGUCUGGGCGAGAUGGCGAGCCUGCUGCGCGCUGCUGUCAGCGGGUGCUCGGCUCCUGUUUUUGGCAACGUGUUACCACCUAAAGCACAUUCUGCAGCAAUGCCUUACUUGCGAAUGUUUAGAACCCAGCAGAUGCUCAUGUCUCAGGCAGCUCCGAAGCCAGGAAUUCCUUAUAAGCAGCUGACUGUAGGUGUCCCCAAGGAGAUAUUUGAGAAUGAGAAGAGAGUGGCUCUAUCACCGGCUGGAGUUCAAGCCUUGGUCAAACAAGGUUUCAAUGUUGUGGUGGAAUCUGGUGCUGGAGAAGCUUCCAAAUUUUCUGAUGACCAUUACAGAGAAGCUGGAGCAAAGAUCCAGGGGACCAAGGAAGUCCUGGCUUCUGAUUUGAUUGUCAAAGUGAGGGCUCCUAUACAUAACUCAGCUCUAGGUGUACAUGAGAUAGAUCUUUUUAAGACAUCGGCUACCCUGAUUAGUUUUAUCUACCCGGCACAAAAUCCAGACCUCCUGAAAAAACUUGCAGAAAAAAAGGCUACUGUCUUGGCUAUGGAUCAGGUUCCACGGGUCACCAUUGCUCAGGGAUAUGAUGCACUUAGCUCCAUGGCCAACAUUGCUGGUUACAAGGCUGUGGUACUUGCAGCAAAUCACUUUGGUCGCUUUUUCACGGGUCAGAUCACAGCUGCUGGUAAAGUUCCUCCAGCAAAGGUCUUGAUCAUUGGAGGAGGAGUUGCUGGCCUGGCCUCUGCAGGAGCAGCUAAAUCAAUGGGUGCAGUGGUUCGUGGAUUUGAUACUAGAGCUGCAGCUCUGGAACAGUUUAAGUCUCUUGGUGCUGAGCCUUUGGAAGUAGACGUAAAGGAAUCUGGAGAGGGACAAGGUGGUUAUGCUAAAGAAAUGUCCAAGGAAUUUAUUGAGGCUGAAAUGAAACUCUUUGCCAAACAGUGCCAAGACGUUGAUAUUAUCAUCACUACAGCACUUAUCCCAGGCAAAAAAGCUCCCAUCUUGUUUAAGAAAGAUAUGAUUGAAUCAAUGAAGGAAGGUUCAGUUGUGGUGGAUUUAGCUUCAGAAGCUGGGGGAAACAUUGAGACUACAAAGCCUGGAGAGUUGUAUAUUCAUAAGGGUGUUACACACAUUGGCUACACAGACCUGCCUAGCAGAAUGGCUACUCAGGCCAGUAGUCUGUAUUCCAAUAAUAUUAUCAAACUCUUAAAGGCUAUUAGUCCUGACAAAGAGAACUUUUACUUUGAUCCAAAAGAUGAAUUUGAUUAUGGGACUCUGGAUCAUGUUAUUAGAGGAACUGUAGUAAUGAAGGAUGGCAAGGUGAUUUUCCCAGCACCUCCACCAAAUAACAUUCCUCAAGGAGCCCCUGUGAAGCAGAAGACGGUAGCAGAGCUGGAAGCAGAAAAAGCAGCUACUAUUACACCUUUUAGAAAAACUAUGACUAGUGCAUCUGUAUACACAGCAGGUUUAGCCAGCAUGUUAGGACUGGGCAUUGCAGCUCCUAAUGCUGCUUUCACACAAAUGGUGACGACAUUUGGCCUUGCUGGAAUAGUGGGGUAUCAUACAGUGUGGGGUGUGACUCCUGCCCUACACUCUCCACUCAUGUCAGUGACUAAUGCUAUCUCAGGACUAACUGCAGUCGGUGGGCUGGUAUUGAUGGGAGGAAACUAUCUCCCUGAAAACACUCCUCAAAGUUUAGCAGUGCUUUCAACCUUUAUCUCUUCAGUUAAUAUUGCAGGUGGUUUUCUGGUUACACAGAGAAUGCUGGAUAUGUUCAAGCGUCCCACAGAUCCUCCUGAGUACAACUACUUGUACUUACUACCUGGUGGUGUAUUUGUAGGAGGCUAUGCAGCUGCUCUCAGUGGUGGCUAUAACAUUGAACAGAUUAUGUAUCUAGGCUCAGGCUUAUGUUGUGUUGGUGCCCUGGCUGGUCUGUCCACCCAAGGAACAGCUCGUCUUGGAAAUGCUUUGGGUAUGAUUGGUGUUGCAGGAGGUUUAGCAGCAACUCUUGGAGGCCUUAAACCCUCACCUGAAUUGCUGGCACAGAUGUCAGGUGCAAUGGCACUUGGUGGUACCAUAGGUUUGACAAUUGCUAGACGCAUCCAGAUUACAGAUCUGCCCCAGCUCGUGGCUGCUUUCCAUAGCUUGGUUGGGUUGGCUGCUGUGCUCACCUGUGUAGCAGAAUACAUAAUUGAAUAUCCUCACUUUGCUGUUGAUCCUGCUGCAAACCUUACCAAGAUUGUGGCAUACCUUGGCACAUACAUUGGUGGAGUGACUUUCAGUGGCUCUCUUGUUGCUUAUGGAAAACUGCAAGGUAUCCUGAAUUCAGCACCACUGCUCCUGCCUGGUCGACAUGCGUUGAAUGCAGGAUUGCUGGCUGCAAGUGUUGGUGGAAUGAUUCCAUACAUGAUUGAUCCUAGUUACACUACGGGAAUUACUUGCUUAGGUUCUGUGUCAGCUCUCUCAGCCAUUAUGGGUGUCACUUUAACAGCAGCUAUUGGAGGUGCUGACAUGCCUGUAGUUAUUACUGUCCUGAACAGUUAUUCUGGAUGGGCUUUAUGUGCUGAGGGCUUCCUACUGAACAACAACUUACUGACCAUUGUUGGUGCACUCAUUGGCUCCUCUGGCGCCAUCCUUUCUUACAUCAUGUGUGUGGCUAUGAACCGUUCCCUUGCAAACGUGAUUCUUGGGGGCUAUGGCACCACAUCAACAGCUGGUGGGAAGCCCAUGGAAAUUACUGGAACUCACACAGAAAUAAAUGUGGACAAUGCAGUUGAAAUGAUAAAGGAAGCCAGUAAUAUUAUUAUUACUCCAGGUUAUGGUUUGUGUGCAGCAAAAGCUCAGUACCCCAUAGCUGAUCUGGUGAAGAUGUUGAGAGAACAAGGGAAAAAUGUCAGAUUCGGAAUUCACCCUGUGGCUGGCCGCAUGCCUGGUCAGCUGAACGUACUACUAGCAGAAGCUGGUGUUCCCUAUGAUAUUGUACUGGAAAUGGAUGAGAUCAAUGAAGACUUCCCAGAUACUGACUUGGUCCUUGUAAUUGGUGCAAAUGAUACAGUUAAUUCAGCAGCUCAGGAAGAUCCAAACUCUAUUAUAGCUGGAAUGCCAGUUCUUGAGGUCUGGAAGUCCAAACAGGUCAUUGUAAUGAAGAGGUCUUUGGGAGUUGGUUAUGCAGCGGUGGACAAUCCGAUCUUCUAUAAACCCAAUACUGCCAUGUUGUUGGGAGAUGCUAAGAAAACUUGUGAUGCCCUGCAGGCCAAAGUCAGGGAAUCGUAUCAAAGCUAAAUACCAAUUUAUAUGCAACUCAUGAUUGCAACUACAGUUGUGUCACAGAGGUCAUAGAAAACAGAAGAAUCUCUUGCUGUCAUAAUGCAGCCGGCAUUUGGAGAAGACCGCAUUGACUCUUAGGAGAUGUAGUUCAGUUAGGGAAUGUAGCCUUCUAUGAAAGGAUGGGCAAGUUAGCUCUUCAAACUACAUCUCCCAUGAGGCAAUGCUUUAAAGAACAACAGUGUGCUUUUUUAGGUUAAAAUUGAUCUGUUAGAGGCAGGAACUAGUAGCUUGUGAUCAUCUUUAAAUCAUUAUUGGCUUCCUCCUUCUAACUGUCUGUACUUCUGUCAUGGAAAUUCACUAAAAAAUACUGGGCCAAAAUUGUAUUCUGGGUUACCAUUAAAGCUGUUCUUUGGCCAGUAUGGACAAAACAACUAUUUCAUCAAAACUUAAGACAAAUAGAUGCAAGCAGAUUCAAAUAGAUGCUUACAUGAUUUGAGGUUCUAAACAUAAUGUUCUGUUUAAUCUCUGUAGAAAAAUUGAACUGUUUCAUUUGGGGAUUGUUUAAUCUCUGUAGAAAAACCGAACUGUUUCUUUUGGGGAUUGUUUAACCUCUGUAGAAAAAUUGAACUGUUUCUUUUGGGGAUUGUUUGGAUGCUGUGAGUCAGGAACAACUUAAGAAAGCUACUUUUCUUUAAAAUACAGUUCCACUUUUAUUUGUAGUGCCUAGUUACAUGCUGUAAAAUGAAACACAGUAUUUCAGGGACCUACCAAGUGAUCUUCAAGCCUGAUAAGGAAAUGUACACUUACUUGCACUGCUUAACUGUUUUAAGCAGCUGCUAAAUUCUCCAUCUUCUCCAUUUGUUGCCUUUUUAAGUGUCUGAUGAAAAAUAUGGUCCAGUUCUAUGCAGGCAGAACAUCUUGCCUACCUGAUCUGUUCACAGAAUUUGGACCAUGGUGUUUCAGUUUAUGUCCACUUAGACUUUUAACUGUAUUUGCUACUUUAAAUUUAGUGAUGCUUUGUUAAUUAACAUUUUUGUGAUGCUGGAAAAGGCACUUCUGAACAUAUUUACGAUGCUGGAGUUUAUUAGGAUUUCUCUUUAAGUAAAUAAGUUAUUGUUUGGACAGCACAGAAAAAUGUACCAAACUUGAAAUCCAGUGUUUUGAUUAUUUGACUUCUUCCUAAUCUAAUUAAAAGCACUCUUAAAUUCCCAUAGCAAGUUCAGCAAAAAAUUAAAUUAUGACACAGAUUGCCAUUUUGUUUUUAUUAUGUUAAGUGUACUUGAGUGGAACUCAAAUAUUUGCCUAUUAAAAUGAAUUUAUCAUGUUUCCAUACUAAUGUAGCAACUGUCCAUGAUGACGAAGGCUGAAUAGAAAUAGCCGUACUUGUGUUAGAAAACAUUCGUAUUUGGGGAAGACAAACUAUUUUGAAUUAAAUCUUGAAAUUAAUCCAUAUUAAUUGAUAGAACAAACAUUUUUUUAUUACACCAUGUAUACAGACCUCAUACAGUAUAGUAUUUCUAGUUAGCUACCUCUGGUUUUAUGUGAAGAUCACUUAAAACACUGUAAACAGGUAAUGCAUUAAGAAAUGUUAACAAUGUAUGAAAGAAGCUAUCCUUUUUGCAAAUCUCUUUUAUAUAAUUUGAAAUAAAAAAUAUCAGGUAAGCAUUAAUAUGUUGUACACUGCAGGAAAAGACUUCUAAUUAAAUUUUAAUUUAAAACAUCACGGCAGCUACAUUUGAAUGGACCUUCUUGAUUUCAUUGUAUUCAACUUUUUUUAGGUCUGCAAAAAAUGGGAGGUAAGUGGGACAAGAGAAAAGACUAGAAGAUAAGCCUUUUUCUCCCUCCCUCCCAACUAAACAAAAGGGGAUUUGAAGGGAUUUAACAUCCUAAAGUAUUAAUUUUUGUAUUGUCAAACUUGAAGUAUUUUAACUGCGGUAUGCAACAUGUCUGUGCUUGUAAGUAGCUAUUAUAAGAAUUAGUUUUUCAUUUGUAUUUGGAAAAACCCCCAUACUGUUAUGUUGGAUCAGAGGUACCAGUGUUACCUUUAAAACUGUGCUUUACUAUGGAACACCAGGCAAUUGUUGAAGUGCUAAUAAAAUUAUGAUUAUUUUUA
Molecule: messenger RNA, 5514 nt
Organism: Apus apus (common swift)
Lineage: Eukaryota; Metazoa; Chordata; Aves; Apodiformes; Apodidae
Gene: NNT
Product: nicotinamide nucleotide transhydrogenase
Exons: 22
Coding region: 156-3416 (1086 amino acids)
Biological process (GO): NADPH regeneration; proton transmembrane transport
Cellular component (GO): mitochondrial inner membrane
Molecular function (GO): NAD binding; NADP binding
Source: RefSeq, a predicted model, not a curated record